Molecule: messenger RNA, 1804 nt
Organism: Rhagoletis zephyria (snowberry fruit fly)
Lineage: Eukaryota; Metazoa; Arthropoda; Insecta; Diptera; Tephritidae
Product: mitochondrial thiamine pyrophosphate carrier-like
Biological process (GO): transmembrane transport
Source: RefSeq, a predicted model, not a curated record
UUCUUCUCACCCCUGCCAGUUUGAAGUGUAGACGAAUAACGUACCCACUGCCCCAUCAUAGCAACCAACCUCGUUCCACAAUGUCCCAAGCAUCCACCAAAGAACUGCGCUUACCCAAACCAGCCGACGUUGAGGGCAGCGUGCAUCACACUUCGGCCCAUGAUGACUAUACCUCAGCGCAGGCGCAACUGAAUCAAAUCUACGCUGGCGCAAUCUCAGGCGCUUUAACACGCUCCUUAACGCAACCGUUCGAUGUAUUGAAAAUACGUUUUCAGCUGCAAGUCGAGCCGCUCUCAAAACACACGAAAAGCAAAUACACCUCGCUAUGGCAAGCCAGCAAAUUAAUCUAUCACGAGGAGGGCUUGCGUGGACUCUUCAAAGGACACAAUGCCGGCCAAUUCAUGAGCGUCGUCUACAGUGCCGGUCAAUUCUGGUCCUAUGAACAAAUACGCGCUAUUAUGCGCGACACGCCCUUCAUGUCGACGCACCACAACGUCAUGAACUUCAUCGCUGGCGGUGUUGCCGGCUGUGUGGCGACCAUUUUCUCCAUUCCCUUUGAUGUGAUACGCACACGCUUAGUGGCACAGGAUCCGGGGCAGGGCUAUCGCAAUAUGUUGCACGCCAUACCGAUUAUUUGGCGCACCGAGGGCGUACGAGGCUACUUUCGCGGCCUGCAUCCGACGCUGGUGCAGAUUGUACCACUUGUGGGCUUCAAUUUUAUGUUCUACAAAAAAUUCAAUGAAAUGAUGGUGCACACACGCUUGGCCAAGGACGAUUUGCUGCCCACCUGGGUAUUGUUGUGCACCGGUGGUGCAGCUGGAGUGGCGUCCAAGGCGGUCGUCUAUCCGUUGGACUUCAUUAAGAAGCGAUUGCAAGUGCAAGGAUUCGAACACCAUCGCACCAAAUUUGGGCGGACGCAACGUUGUCAUGGUGCUUUCCAUUGCAUACAGCUGACUAUGAAAGAGGAGGGCGCCAUGGGUUUCUACAAGGGCAUGUAUCCGACGCUGAUCAAAUCCGGUUUGAUGACUGCCUUCUACUUUACCAUCUAUGAUAGAUGCAAAUUACUACUCUACCGGUACUAUAAUCUCGGUGAAGGACGUACACCGUCCUCAAAGACAUAAAGACAUAGAGCAUAAAGCGGUGGUGAAGUGUAGAAGUGGAGUAGAUGAUCGAUGAGCUUUUGUUAUUUAUCAAUUGGAUCGGCUCGACUGAGGUGUAUGUAAAUUUGGCUGCGGUGUAACGCUGCAGAUGAAGAGUAUACACCUUUACUUACUUAUCCAUACCUCAUUAUUAUAUACUCUAAGAGCAUAGAAUAUAGAUUGGUUUAACGUUUAAGAGGCAAAAACCCCAAAAGAAACUGCUAAUUGUAUAAAAUUGAUUAACAUUUAAGCGAUAAAGAUUGUGACUACCACAAAAGAUAUUGUGUUAAAAAUACGCACACAAACAUACAUAUUUAAUUUUAAAAGAAAGAAGAAAAGAAUGCUUAAGCAGGGAUCACGAUUUGCACAUUCGUACCUUUUGGCAGUCACGGAAUUGGUGUUGUCUCGAAAGUUUUAUCGAGUAUGAUUUCAGUUCAAUAAAAAAAAAAUCCAAACAACCCCACUAUGUAACUGCUGAAAUGUACAAAUUGUGUGAUCCCUGCUUUACUUUGAGCGAUUCUCAAUAUGUUCCCAAUUAUGUAAAAGUGCAGUAUACCGCCAGUUUAUUAGACGCAUAGUGUUGCUUAAUUAAAUGAUUAUGAGUGUUCGUCGCUUUCUACGGAUUAUCACGAUUUUGUCAAAUCGCGUUCGUGCAGACCAAAAAG